Miscanthus lutarioriparius is the source of this 3540-nucleotide messenger RNA. NCBI's taxonomy places the organism in Eukaryota, Viridiplantae, Streptophyta, Magnoliopsida, Poales, Poaceae. The record is from the annotation of a GenBank genome assembly.
AUGGAUGAACUGACUGGCAACUUCAACACGGUGUUGAUUACAGGUGCUCUUAUUGGUUAUUGGAUCAACGCUCUUGAGCUACCAAGCAUGUCAGAUUCAAAUGUGAAGUGGAUCGAUGGGCUCCAGUUCUCAUCAUUGUACUGGCCUCCACCCCAGGAUGUGGAGCAGAAGAAGGCACAAAUUUUGGCCUAUGUCGAGUACUUUGGCCAGUUUACAGCUGACAGCGAGCAAUUCCCUGAAGAUAUAGCUCAGCUCAUUCAAAGUUCCUAUCCAUCAAAAGAAAGUCGCUUGGUAGAUGAAGUGUUGGCAACUUUUGUUCUUCAUCAUCCGGAGCAUGGUCAUGCAGUUGUACAUCCAAUUCUUUCACGCAUCAUAGAUGGGACACUGUGCUAUGAUAGGCAUGGUCCCCCAUUCAGCUCCUUCAUCUCUUUAUUUAGCCAUACUUCUGAGCAAGAGUACUCAGAGCAGUGGGCCUUGGCCUGUGGAGAAAUUCUUAGAGUCUUGACUCACUACAAUAGGCCAAUAUUCAAAGUUGAGCGCCAACAUAGUGAAGCUGAAUGUAGCAGCACAUCUGAUCAGGCAACAUCUAGUGAUUCCACAGAUAAGAAAUCUAAUAAUUCUCCAGGAAAUGAAUCUGACCGGAAGCCAUUGAGGCCACUAACCCCGUGGAUCACUGACAUAUUGCUAGCUGCACCUUUGGGCAUUCGAAGUGACUAUUUUCGAUGGUGUGGGGGUGUAAUGGGAAAAUAUGCUGCUGGUGGAGAAUUGAAGCCUCCAACUACUGCUUGCAGCCGAGGAUCUGGGAAGCACCCACAGCUUAUGCCUUCCACCCCCAGAUGGGCUGUUGCCAACGGAGCUGGAGUUAUAUUAAGUGUCUGUGAUGAGGAGGUAGCUCGUUAUGAGACAGCAAAUUUAACAGCAGCAGCUGUUCCUGCGCUUCUGCUACCUCCACCAACAACACCCUUGGACGAGCAUUUGGUGGCUGGCCUGCCCCCUCUUGAACCAUAUGCUCGCUUGUUCCAUAGAUACUAUGCAAUUGCUACACCAAGUGCUACACAGAGGUUGCUUUUUGGUCUUCUCGAAGCACCACCAUCAUGGGCUCCAGAUGCACUUGAUGCAGCAGUACAGCUAGUUGAGCUACUUAGAGCAGCUGAAGAUUAUGCUUCUGGCAUGCGGCUUCCAAAGAAUUGGAUGCAUCUGCAUUUCUUGCGUGCAAUUGGAACUGCAAUGUCAAUGAGAGCUGGUAUUGCUGCUGAUACAGCUGCUGCUUUGCUUUUCCGAAUACUUUCCCAACCAACGCUGCUUUUUCCACCAUUGAGACAUGCCGAAGGAGUUGAAGUACAUCAUGAACCACUAGGUGGCUAUGUAUCAUCAUAUAAGAAGCAGUUGGAAGUUCCUGCAUCUGAGGCCACUAUCGAUGCCACUGCACAAGGCAUUGCUUCUUUGUUGUGUGCUCAUGGCCCUGAUGUUGAGUGGAGAAUAUGUACCAUCUGGGAAGCUGCCUAUGGUUUGCUACCGCUAAGUUCAUCAGCAGUUGAUUUACCUGAAAUUGUUGUAGCUGCCCCGCUUCAGCCACCUACACUGUCAUGGAGCCUGUACUUACCAUUAUUAAAAGUAUUCGAGUAUCUACCUCGUGGAAGUCCAUCUGAAGCAUGCCUGAUGAGGAUAUUUGUGGCAACAGUUGAAGCUAUACUUAGGAGAGCUUUUCCUUCUGAAAUAUCAGAGCAGUCUAGAAAGCCAAGAAGUCAAUCUAAGAACCUUGCUGUUGCUGAACUUCACACAAUGAUACAUUCACUCUUUGUUGAAUCCUGUGCCUCAAUGGACCUUGCCUCCCGGUUGCUAUUUGUGGUGUUAACUGUUUGUGUCAGUCAUCAAGCUUUGCCAGGAGGCAGCAAAAGACCAACUGGUAGUGAUAACCAUUCCCACGAGGAAGCCACUGAGCAUUCAAGAUUAACAAAUGGAAGAAGCAGAUGUAAGAAGAGACAAGGCCCUGUUGCUACGUUUGAUUCAUAUGUUCUAGCUGCAGUUGUUGCCUUAUCUUGCGAGCUCGACCUGUUCCCUUGCAUUUCUAAGAACGGAUCGCAUUCAAAUUUAAAGGAUUCCAUGAAGAUUAACAAUGGGAUCAAUAAUGAGCCACGCAGUAGCAUCAGCUCAGCAAUUCUUCAUACUCGCAGAAUUCUUGGCAUCUUGGAAGCCCUUUUCUCCCUGAAGCCAUCAUCAGUUGGUACCUCAUGGAGCUAUAGCUCAAAUGAAAUAGUUGCAGCAGCUAUGGUUGCCGCUCACGUUUCUGAGUUAUUUCGUCGGUCUAGGCCGUGCCUUACUUCACUCUCUGCAAUGAUGAGAUGCAAGCGGGAUCCUGAGAUUUCUACCAGGGCAUCAUCCCUCUACCAUUUGAUUGACUUGCAUGGUAAAACAGUGUCCUCCAUUGUGAACAAAGCUGAGCCUCUUGAAGCUCACCUGACCCUUACACCAGUAAAGAAGGAUAAUCAACAUCACUGUGAGGAAAACAAUACCAGCUCAUCGGAUAGUGUCAAGCUGGAAAACAAGAAAAAUGGUUUCUCAAGACCACUCUUGAAAUGUGCAGAAGAGGUUCUACUGAAUGGCGAUGUUGCAAGUACAUCUAGGAAAUCCAUUGCAAGCUUACAGGUGGAAGCAUCUGAUUUGGCAAACUUCCUUACCAUGGAUCGGAAUGGGGGGUACCGAGGUUCACAAACUCUCCUAAGAUCUGUAUUAUCAGAGAAACAAGAGCUGUGCUUCUCUGUUGUCUCAUUGCUCUGGCAGAAGCUCAUAGCUUCUCCCGAAAUGCAGAUGUCUGCAGAAAGUACAUCAGCUCACCAAGGAUGGAGGAAGGUUGUGGAUGCACUUUGUGAUGUUGUUUCAGCAUCACCAACCAAGGCCUCAACUGCUAUCGUUCUCCAGGCCGAGAAGGACUUGCAGCCUUGGAUUGCUAGAGACGACGAACAAGGUCAGAAGAUGUGGAGAGUCAACCAACGUAUAGUGAAGCUUAUAGCUGAGCUUAUGAGGAACCAUGACAGCCCUGAAGCUUUGGUGAUACUUGCUAGUGCCUCUGACCUUCUACUUCGUGCUACUGAUGGAAUGCUUGUUGAUGGUGAAGCUUGUACUUUGCCACAACUUGAGCUUCUCGAAGUAACUGCUCGAGCAGUCCAUCUUAUUAUUGAAUGGGGAGAUUCAGGUUUAUCAGUUGCUGAUGGCCUUUGUAAUCUGCUAAAGUGCCGUCUAUCAACCACCAUCCGCUGCCUUUCUCACCCAAGUGCACACGUGCGCGCGCUCAGCAUGUCUGUCCUCCGUGACAUCCUGAACAACGGAUCGAUGAACCCCUACAAGAUCAUCCAAGGGGAACAACAGAGGAAUGGCAUCCAGAACCCGUCCUACCGGUGCCUGGCCACAGACAUCAUCAACUGGCAAGCGGACGUUGAAAGGUGCAUAGAAUGGGAAGCCCACAGCCGCCGUGCCACCAGGCUGACGCUCGCCUUCCUCAGUGCGGCGGCAAAGGAGCUCGGCUGCCCUCUCCCGUGCUGA